AUGUCAGAUUUGUCAGAUACUUCUACGACAUCCCUGUCACCGAGGAAGGGAGGCAAUAAGAAGGGAAGAUCGUUUAUUUCUCGACUACCAUCAUUUCGAAGGAAAAGAUCAAAAACAAGUGAUUCUUCAGAUCAAGAUUCGCCUGUGAAGGAAUCAAAAAAAAAGAAGAAAACAUCCAAAAAAUUAAAUAAGCCGGAAACCAUGGCAACUGCUUUUUAUGCAACAACGAGAUUUACUCCAUAUGUUCGCCCACCAGGUUCACAGAACUACAAAGGACCAUCGUUACAAAAUGUACAAAAGUUAACAUCUACUUCUGAAAGAGUUGCUUUGUAUGAGGACAGGCUGUCUGUGUUAAAGGAGGAGGAAAACAGAUCUAAUCCAAAAAUAAAACCCAAAAUAGAGAAAGAUAAAAAUGGCAGUUCUCCUCCUAGAGUUUUUGGCGAGGAAGUAAUAGCAAAAAGCUCACGAUUUGGUUUUCUUGGUGGUUCUAGGAGUUCCCAGAGUUCUAUAUCAAGUAGUAGUAGUGGUAGUGUUGGAUCGGUAUGUCCCAUCAAUGAUGAAAACAAAGAACCGAGAGAUUCUCCUUCAGUUACUGUAAUCCCAAAUUCUAUUCAACCUAGUAGAUUACCGACAGCACCAUCUGUAAACCCAAAUCUUGUUCAACCCAGUAAAUUACCAGCACCCUCAUCAACAACAAAUGGUAGUAAGGUGCCCAUCUAUGGUUCUUCAGCCUCCCGUGCAAUAUCAUCAUCCACUGCUAACAAACCAACUGUGACAAAUGGGGGAAAAGUGUACAUGAAACUGCCCAUAUAUAAAAGCGUAUUUGGGGAGAAUACUCGAUCUGCGCAAUCUGGGACUGAUAUAAAAAUAUCUCAGAAAGAUACUGGGCUGAAGCAGGUAUAUGCCGCUAAUUCUGUAUCCGCUGUCUCUAAUCCAGCAUCUAAACUUGUUAAAGGAAAUGAACAUGCAUUAGAUAAACCCAAGACUGGAAUACGUGUUGAUGACCCCAUACUACCCACAAACAAAAUCUUGUCUCCAUCGAUCAUAAAGUCAAACAAUGAGAUCCUAAGUCGAGGUUUUGAUGUCUCAAAUAGGAUUGAAGGAAUCAAGAAAAUAGAUGGACUGUCAGGAAAUUCAAUCCAGUCAGAGGAUUUACCAACACCCCCCACACAAUCGGAUUUCAGGGUAGCCAUUAAAGGUAUGGCAACAAGUACUCCACGGCAUGAAGUGCCAAAGCAGAAUCUUGUAUGUGAACUGAAUCAAGAGAAUGAAAGUCCUGGCGAGGAGUUGCUCGCUGCUGUAAGGUCAAAAAUUGAGAAAACACUGUGCACUGGCAUGAGGACACUGUCGAUUGAUGACAGUUGUGCUAAACCAACAGAAGAUGGAAAACAAUCAAAAUCUGAUCCUCAAAAUACAAUUUGUAAUGAAACAUCAUCUGUGAAAGAAACACAAAAAACAUUUGUGAAGGAUGCAAAAACGCCCUUCAAAUCUCCAAAUUUUGGUGAAGUACCGAUACCAAUUCCGUUAAAAAAUCCUAAAAUAAGUGAACUGCAAGGUGAAUUUGAUUCUUGUGACAUGGAUUCCCUUGCUUCUGAUGACUUGAUGUGUGAUUAUCAUUUCCUUGAUGAUGAGGAAGAGACGUUUUUAAGUAGAAGUGUAGGACCAGUCGAUAAUGGAAUGAAAUCUCGACUUGAGGCACGUGAACGAUCAGCGAGUGUUGACACUGCUAUUGAAGACAAAGUAGAAAAAAGAGGGUCAUUGAGAAAAAAGAAGAAAGAGACAGGAACUUAUGGAUCCUUACCCCGGAUAACCAAGAAAAAGGAAGAGCUUGUAUCCAGUAAUGACACAUUGGAUGAAUUGAAUACGUUAAUGGGAAAUGAUAAAUAUACCCAAAGGUUUAAACAGCUACAUCUGGCUGCCAGAGGACGUAGUUACAGUACUCCCAGUUCAUUUCGCCCUCCGCGUCAUAUGUCAAUGCCGCUAGACGAUGCAGACGCUGUGGAAAUUGAUACCCAUUCCUACAGACAGCUAGUAGGUGAUGUCACUGGAGUCAAGACCAUGCUCUUAAGACUAAAACGAAUGCUACAGAAUGCUGAUACCAUGUCUCCAUUUGACCCAGUUUUAAAGGCUAUGUCAAGUGCCACCAGUAGCCCAUAUGGCAGUGAACCUACCAGUCCAGAAGGAAAGAAAUUACCACCUGGAUACAAUGUAGAUAUACUUUUUCAGGAAAAUCAAGAGUUAAGAUACAAAAAAUAUCAGUUAGAGUGCCAGGAAAAAGACUGGAUAAAAUUAACAAAUGAAAAAGACAAACAUAUCAAGAAUUUACAAGACCAGGUGAGAAAGUUAUCUGAGCAGCUAAGGAAAGAAACCAGUGAUACCGGAGUCCAGACUGAUAUACAAUUGGUAUGUAUUGUUGCAACUUUAAUUCAGAAGUGCAAUUGUUCAAUUCAAUAUGGCCAUCUUAUGGCCAUUUUUGUAAAAGAUGUGGAAACAAUGAAUGAAUGCAGUGUAGAAGUGUUUUGA
Messenger RNA from Saccoglossus kowalevskii, 2523 nucleotides. RefSeq lists its product as uncharacterized. The record is from RefSeq and is a predicted model, not a curated record. Lineage: Eukaryota; Metazoa; Hemichordata; Enteropneusta; Harrimaniidae.